This is a messenger RNA of Momordica charantia (bitter melon), 2010 nucleotides long. It is a transcript of the gene PAP26, whose product is annotated as purple acid phosphatase 26. Gene Ontology annotation, molecular function: acid phosphatase activity; metal ion binding. The record is from RefSeq and is a predicted model, not a curated record. NCBI's taxonomy places the organism in Eukaryota, Viridiplantae, Streptophyta, Magnoliopsida, Cucurbitales, Cucurbitaceae.
ACUUGGCACCUGAUCUCUGAGAAUAUUCCCCACGACCGGGGAAUGGGAUGGGAACGCUGUUCUAACCUACGCCACGUCACCGGUUCCUUCGCUGCUAGUUUACGCCCCCCAACUUCUCAACCACCCAUCAUCUAUAUCUCUCGCCGGCGUCAUCCCGUCCACUCACUUCACUCAAGCCUUCUUCCGAUCUCUUCCCUGCAAAUGCUCUCAGCUGAUUGAGUCACAAUCAUGCUCGGAAAUUCUAGGCCCCGGUGUUGGUUUCUUCAACUUGCAUUUGCUUUCUGCAUAUUUGUUAGCUGUCUGAGAUUUGGAAAUGCGGGGAUCACCAGUACAUUUAUUCGAUCAGAGUGGCCAUCCAUUGAUAUACCUCUUGACCAUGAAGCACUAGCUGUUCCAAAAGGUUACAAUGCCCCCCAACAGGUGCAUAUCACCCAGGGUGACUAUGAAGGCAAGGCCGUUAUUAUAUCAUGGGUAACACCUGAUGAGCCAGGGCCCAAUAGUGUACAAUAUGGUACAUCAGACAAUAGUUAUGAGUUCACUGCAGAGGGAACAGUGACAAACUACACCUUUUAUCAAUACAAAUCUGGUUACAUUCAUCACUGCCUCCUUAGCGACCUCAAGUAUGAUACCAAGUAUUAUUACAAGGUUGGGAGUGGUGAUUCUGCUCGUGGAUUCUCGUUUCAGACACCCCCAAAGAUUGAUCCAGAUGCUCCUUACAAAUUUGGAAUAAUUGGUGAUUUGGGCCAGACAUUCAAUUCUCUUUCUACUCUUAAGCAUUACAUGAAGAGUGAAGGGCAGACAGUAUUGUUUGUUGGAGAUCUCUCUUAUGCUGAUAGAUAUCAAUUUAAUGACGUUGGUCUUAGAUGGGAUACAUGGGGUCGAUUUGCGGAGCAAAGUGCAGCAUAUCAACCUUGGAUUUGGUCUGCUGGGAAUCAUGAAAUAGAGUACAUGCCUUACAUGGAUGAAGUUGUUCCUUUCAAAUCCUAUCUCCAUCGAUAUCCUACACCUUAUUUGGCAUCCAAGAGCAGCAGUCCUCUUUGGUAUGCAAUCAGACGGGCAUCUGCUCAUAUAAUAGUAUUAUCUGCCUACUCUCCAUUUGUGAAGUACACGCCUCAAUGGCACUGGCUCCGUGAAGAAUUGGAGAGGGUUGAUCGGGAGAAGACCCCUUGGCUAAUUGUGCUUGUGCAUGUUCCAAUCUACCAUAGUAAUGAAGCACAUUUUCGGGAGGGUGAAAGCAUGCAGUCAGUAUUUGAAAGUUGGUUCGUUCAGUACAGAGUUGACGCUGUCUUUGCUGGCCAUGUUCAUGCUUAUGAACGAUCAUAUCGCAUCUCCAGCCUAAAAUUCAAUGCAAGCGGUGAUCAUCACACUGUACCAGACAAAUCAGCCCCUGUUUACAUUACAGUUGGAGACGGCGGUAACCAGGAAGGUCUUGCUGGAAGGUUUCGAGAUCCACAACCAGACUACUCAGCAUUUCGAGAAGCCAGCUACGGACAUUCAACUUUGGAAAUCAAAAACAGGACUCAUGCAUUCUACCAUUGGAACCGAAAUGAUGAUGGGAAGAAAGUGGCAACAGAUGCAUUCGUACUACGCAAUCAAUACUGGGCACAUAACCGUCGAAGGAGAAAGCUGGAGAAACAUAUCCAGAUGGUGAUUAGCCAGAACAAGAGCUAUUAAUAAUAUUAGCCGCACGUAAGGUACAAAAAAUCUUGAAACCGUUUGCCUGGAGUUGCCUCAGGAAGUGAACUUGUUUUGAAUAAGCAACUGUUUUGCAGAGACGGUUGGCUUUGGCUUUCCAAAUGGGUUCAUUAGAUUGGUAAUGUAUAGUGUUUGAAUGGAUUAUGGAUAUCAAUCAGUUUAUUAUUGCAUUAGCCUUUGCCUUUGCCUUUGCCUGCACUUUUUAUGUAUGUUUCUUUUAGCAGGCCAGCUUUUGAAUUGAACAAUCCACGCCCAGUGGCUAAUGGCUAUUAUUAAUAAUCAUCCUAUGCUAACUUGGCAAUGUUUUACCUUUAA